Haliotis rubra (blacklip abalone) is the source of this 1806-nucleotide messenger RNA. RefSeq lists its product as uncharacterized. The transcript is spliced from 5 exons. The record is from RefSeq and is a predicted model, not a curated record. Lineage: Eukaryota; Metazoa; Mollusca; Gastropoda; Lepetellida; Haliotidae. Bases 337 to 1308 code for a protein of 323 amino acids.
UGCUCAGACGGCCGGGCCUAAUCUGUAUUACAGACACUUGAUUAAGUUGUCUCCGUCUCUGACAUGCAUGUAUGUAUUUGUAAAUGGCGUUAUUUCGUUGUUGAUUAGUUAUUUCCCUGUACUUUGAUCAAUUAGAAAUAAGAAAUUAGCAUAGUUUAAUGAUUAUAACGAGUGCAUGUACACGAAUUACAUAGGAAUAUUCUAAGGCUGUCAGUGUCAUCUUGAACAAAAGGAAGGCUCCUUGGGCAAGAAAACAAUUCUCUCCAAUUUUGACAAGACACCAUUCAUCUCUGACAUCAGUGAAUCCCAAUUUAUCAGGAUGACGUUUAAAAACUGAUGGCAUCUGGGCAGCAGCAUCUUCAAAAUGAAGCCACAGAACCAUCAGAAACAAGACAGGAUGGGACUCAAAGGUUCCAAAAUCAACUGGCUUCCUUACCUGCCAACACUGAAGUGGUCACAAGUUUGUCAUCGUUUUACAAUGUACACAACUUUAUUGCUAUUCAUGCAGUAUGUGGAAAUCCACAUGGGGAAGAAUCGCCUGGAAGAACAGAUGAUGAUGAUGAUGAUGAUGAUGAUGAUGACUUUAACAGUGACCCGAAUUAUGGAUUCAGUGACUUAGCUUCCCAGGAACAUGGCAGUUAUAACAGUGGUCCCUCAAGUGACAUCAGAUUGAAUGACAAUCUGGACUUGUCACAACUGGAUGCUGGUGAUGGAGUGAUGGGAUGCAUGGGUGUAGGGAGGGGAUGCACGGGUGCAGAGUUGUGCACUUCUGGGAGAUACAACCAAGGUCCAAGCAGCUUGCCUGAGGGUGCGGAGUAUUGUAUGACAGGUGAAGCAAAUGAACAGACAGGAUUGAAGACAGCAGCUCCAUCACGUUUAGCUGAAGAACAUCGGGAGGCACAGCAGCAUCCUGCCCCAAACUGUGGCGAGUACUUUCCACUUCAAACCAACUCGUCCGGCUACAUAACAGAAGCAAUCAGCGCUGCCAAUCUAAGAGAUCAGCAGAAUAGGUUUCGUCCAAUACUGGAGGCCUUUCUUGAAUCAUUGCAAACUAACCGAAAAAAUAACCAGCAGACAACAGGGCAACAGGUGGAAGACGUUGAUGAGAUUCCAUCAACUGUGGCUACUGCCGAUCAGUCUCCAGCCCCACCCCGUAGUCAUACCCCAGCAUCUGCACUGGCUGUAGUAGUAGCAGCGGGGAGCAACAGGGAUGAAGAAGACGAUGAAGUAGCUGGGUGUGAUGGAGAGUUGAGAGAUGAUGAUGAAUUUGCUCUUAGUGAUGAAGAGUUGACCGAAGCCAUGAAGUAGCUGGGAGUAAUGAAGAGUUGGGACAAGAUAGUACAGAUUAUUAAAUGUAUGUUGUUUAAUAUUGAAAACUGAGAGUCAUAUUGAACAAGGUAUAACAAAAAAUUUCAAAUGUUAAUGAGUGAGUGAGUAAGUGAGUGAGUGAGCGAGUUUAGUUUUACGCCACUUUUAGCAAUAUUCCAGCAAUAUCACUGCAAGGGGACACCAGAUGUUAAUGAAUUGUGGUCUGUUUACCUGUAUGACAACAAUGUAAAGGUAUGUUAACCAGUUUCAUUGUAUUUUGCCCUGAUAGCAUAAGACUUCUAUACGGGUAUAGCUCAAUUUUAGUCAUGUGUGAAGCCCAUUUCUGGUGUCCCCCGCCGUGAUGUUGCUGGAAUAUUACUAAAAGCGGCGUAAAACCAAACUCAAUCAGUCAGUCAGUCAAUUUUAGUCAGGAUUUCGAAGGUAUUUUAUUCUGUGAGCAUCAUGCUUGUAUUCAGUAUUCUGGGAUAUCUGUCUUAA